AUGUCUUCAGACUUUGAAGAGUCAUGGUCAAUCCAUACUAUCAUUCGGACUUUACAACAAAUCUCAGCUCAUCUCAUGGAUGUAUUGAAAUUUUUGGAUGCCACCAAGAAGCAAUGUCUGCGUACGUUCCAAUGCCACACUGGCUCGAUGAAUGUUAGCAACUUCUCCCAUAAAUCUCGGCAAAUCAUAUCUGCUUCAAGUGAUUAUACUAUUACAAUCUGGGAUUUCUACAGUGGAAAUUGUUCGCACGCCCUUUAUACGGAUUAG
This is a messenger RNA of Penicillium manginii, 267 nucleotides long. RefSeq lists its product as uncharacterized. The coding region runs from base 1 to 267 and encodes 88 amino acids. Lineage: Eukaryota; Fungi; Ascomycota; Eurotiomycetes; Eurotiales; Aspergillaceae. Gene Ontology annotation, molecular function: protein binding. The record is from RefSeq and is a predicted model, not a curated record. The transcript is spliced from 2 exons.